This is a messenger RNA of Mercenaria mercenaria, 1750 nucleotides long. RefSeq names its product muscle M-line assembly protein unc-89-like. The annotation marks the transcript as partial. The record is from RefSeq and is a predicted model, not a curated record. Lineage: Eukaryota; Metazoa; Mollusca; Bivalvia; Venerida; Veneridae. Gene Ontology annotation, biological process: cell-cell adhesion. Gene Ontology annotation, molecular function: cell adhesion molecule binding. The transcript is spliced from 8 exons. Gene Ontology annotation, cellular component: cell-cell junction.
UCCCUACUGAGUCAGUGACAAUAGAUGUGCCCCGUGGUGACAUUUUACAUGUUAAAGAGAAUACUACAUUCACAUUCACGUGCAUUUCGUCAUACAGUCGUCCUGCAUCAAAUGUCACCUGGUGGCUGGAACAUGGCGUAGCUGAGGAGAAAAUGAAUAUAUCUGAAGGUAUACAAGUAUCACACAAAAAGGAUAUCAAUGGACUGACUUCCACUAAGAGUGAGUUAGAUUUAACUACAAACAGAUCUCUAAAUGGUUGGAAGGUAUACUGUGCAUCGACAAAUAUAAAAGGUUACGUUGUUAGUUCAGACGCUAUUUUACUGAACGUAUCAUAUCCACCAAACACUCAUCCUGAAAUAAUGGGUUUCAAAAAUGGAAGCAUGUACAAUGUAAUAGAAAACAGCACAGGUCGCUUGUCGUGCUCUAUUUCUGGAGGAAAUCCAGCAGCAACACUUACAUGGAACUGCUAUAAUGAGGGCGUGUCUGUUAUCAACGGCAGUACUGUUGUCAGAACUCUUACAUGGGUUGCCGCACGUGGUCAAGACAGAGUCUGUAUUUGUCGUGCUGUUCAUGACACCUGGCAUGUGACGGAGAUAGUAAACGUGGAAAUACUAUAUAAAGCAAUUGUGCAAAAAUUUUUCAUCGAGGGACACGAUGGACAACGUAUCGUAACCGUUAAUGAAAACGAAACUCUCCGAUUUAUAUGUGGUAUUGAUAGCAACCCAGUGUCAACAGUUAAACUAUACUUUCAAGGGAAAGCUGUUAUAUACAAAGAGUACAAUUCCAAAACUCUUACAUUCACUCGGGAAAAUGUCAGUUGCCUUGAUGCUGGAGUGUAUACAUGCACCGCGAGCAAUGAAUACAAUCAUGGUCUACUUUCAAUGGAUAUCAUAUCUGUAUUAGUAAGAUGUCCCCCUAGAAUUCACCCAGAAGCUGAUGCUGUGUCUAUAAUAGCCGCUGCUCAAGGUUCCCCAGUUAUCUUCAGUAUUGCAACUUUAGCUUACCCGGAACCUGGACCAUCUGGAUUUUUUUGGAAGAAACAAAAUGGUUCAUACUGGACUACUCUUACUCAAACUGAAAGAAUAAAAAUAUCUUCGACAGAGCUCGUAUCAAACUUGACAAUUUCUAAUGUCAUAACAUCCGAUUAUGGAAGCUAUAAACUCGUAAUUAGAAAUGUUGUUGGAAAACUUGAUCGAAUGAUUAAAUUAGUAGAAGAUAAUCAUCCUGACAUAGAUAGGAACACUGUACCUGUCAUAGCAAUUGUGUUUGGAUGUCUUGUUCCCCUUUUGGCUAUAUCUGCUGUUUUGGUCAUCGUUGUCAUCAGAUUUCGACGAAAACAACAUAAUAACAGAAACGAAGACACCGAGAUGACGAUCACUUCACGAGCAUAUGAUGGAUUAAAUACUGAGAAACAAACGACGGAGAGUAAUGAAAAGGCAUACGAAGAAGUCCGGCAAGACAGAGGUAAUUCGCAGUGUCCAGUAUAUACAAAUUUGGCAUUGUGAUGCAACAUAUAUUGUCGCAACGUUACAUGAAUAACGACAUUCUUCUUGAAUGCGUGUUGCAACAACUACAGAAAACAAGUUUAAAUGACUGUGUUAUUAUUAUCUCAUAGGUCAAUAUGAUUCUGACAUUAGAUAAUGAAAAAUCGUCUAAAUACUAUCUUUGCUUUUUCUUUCAAGACUGUCUUUUUAUUUUUUAUAAAAGGAUGUACUAACUCCAAAAUAAAUGCUAUCUAAUUGUAAAAAAA